Liolophura sinensis is the source of this 3558-nucleotide messenger RNA. RefSeq names its product sodium-independent sulfate anion transporter-like. Gene Ontology annotation, cellular component: membrane. The transcript has 22 exons. NCBI's taxonomy places the organism in Eukaryota, Metazoa, Mollusca, Polyplacophora, Chitonida, Chitonidae. Gene Ontology annotation, biological process: sulfate transmembrane transport. The record is from RefSeq and is a predicted model, not a curated record. Gene Ontology annotation, molecular function: secondary active sulfate transmembrane transporter activity. Bases 223 to 2115 code for a protein of 630 amino acids.
CAGAUACAGAUUUAACUGUUAUCAAGUGAAAUAAGACUUUUUGUUCCUAUAUUGUCACGUGCAUUUUGGUGUCCUAUUGAUCCAAACUCAGACACUUUAUCAGGACGUGAACAUCACAAGCAAUUGUCUCAGACAUAUUCCUCAGUGAAUAAUAGCCUCAAGUCUUAAUGGUAAAAAAGACAUAUUAAGUCAUGUAUCAGAGUGUGACGGUUGUGUUUAACAAUGCUGAGAUCAUACACUAUGGAUGGCACAGGUAACAUUCAAGGCUCCAUGGCUCACCUGGAGUGUAAUCAGAAGAUCAAAGCUUAUGUAAGGAACUGUUUUACUGUCAACACACUGAAGAAAAAACUGCCAAUCCUCACAUGGCUUCCGAAAUACAGCCUCUACAAUCUACAGUGUGAUUUUAUUGCUGGUCUGACUGUUGGACUCACAGUAUUACCACAGGGGUUAGCCUAUGCAAAAAUAGCACGUUUACCUCCCCAGUAUGGGCUGUACUCAGCAUUUAUGGGCUGUGUGGUGUACUGUUUCCUGGGCACCUCCAAAGACAUCACCAUUGGUCCAACAGCCAUCAUGUCCUUGAUGACAGCUGCUUUUGCCCAGUCACCCGUGGACGGAGACCCCACCUACGCCAUUAUCCUCACCCUCAUGUGUGGGGCAGUCCAGUUCCUGAUGGGCAUUCUUAACUUAGGGAUUAUCGUCAGUUUUAUAUCAUACCCAGUUAUCAAUGCCUUCACCUCUGCUGCAGCUAUUACGAUAGCCUUUGGUCAAGUCAAGGGUAUCUUAGGAUUAUCCAACAUUCCUAGAGAUUUCUUAAAUUGUGUUUAUUACACAUUUGCCAAAAUAGGUCAGACAAAUGUCUGGGACCUAAUCAUGGGAUUAUCUUGUAUUGUGUUGUUAUUUUUUCUAAAGAGAUUUCGAAAUGUGAAUUGGGGGCAUGAUGUGCAAAGCCCGGGAAUUUGUCAGAAGGUGUCUCGUAAAUUUAUAUGGUUAAUAGGAACAGGUGCAAAUGCUGUUGUGGUUGUGUCAUCAGCUCUUGUGGCUGCUGCUGUUGAGAGUCAAAAUCUCCAUGGGAAGAUUACUCUAACUGGAGAUCUGAAGCAGGGCUUACCUCCCUUUAAAGCCCCAAACUUCAGCGUUCAUCAUGGUAAUGUCACAUCAAGUACAGGACAAAUUUUCAGUUCUAUUGGUGUUGGGUUUGCUAUCGUCCCACUGUUAGGGUUAGUUGAAGCCAUUGCUAUAGGAAGAGCUUUUGCCAGGCAGAACAAUUACAAGAUAAAUCCAACUCAGGAACUAAUUGCUAUUGGUGUUGCCAACAUGAUGAGCUGUUUUGUGUCAUCUUACCCUGUGACGGGGAGUUUUUCAAGAACUGCUGUAAAUUCACAAAGUGGAGUAAAGACACCAGCAGCUGGUUUAUUUACAGCUGCUCUAGUUAUGGUCUCCCUUCAAGUAUUAACUCCCUUGUUUUACUACAUACCAAAGGCUGCGCUGUCAGCUGUCAUCAUAUCGGCAGUUUUACAGAUGGUGGAUUAUAAAAUACUACCCAAGCUGUGGAGAACCCAAAAAUGGGACCUCCUUCCAUUAUUUGUUACAUUUAUAUCAUCAUUAGUAAUUGGUAUUGAGUAUGGCAUUCUGGUUGGAAUUGGCUGGUCUGUGGUAACGCUCCUGUAUGCUCUAGCAAGACCAAAACUCAUUAUAGACCAUUAUGAUGUACCUGUGAUACACUUGAGCCAUGGGUUAAACUUCCCUGCUGUGGAGUAUUUAGAAGAGCAAGUUACAGAAAUUCUUUUGUCUGAUAAGAAAGUGCCUGCCAUCAUCCUGGAUUGUACUCACGUGUAUGAUGUGGACUACACAGCAAUACAGGGUUUUGCAUCUCUGAUAGCUGAUACAAAUCACAACCAUGUGGAUAUAUUGUUUACAGGCAUGAGAGGCUCAGUGCUGGACAGUGUGAUGUUGGCAGAAAUCCCUGGCUUUAUUUACACUGCUACAGUGGAUGGUGCGCGGGUAUUGGUUAAUGAGGGCGGGCGUAGGAGAGAUAAUGAGGUUCCAGUAGAAGAGGAUGACCCAACAAGUAAACUACUAGAUGAGAACAAGCCACCACGAAAGGCUUAUACAUGAGCGAUUUAUGCUUAAGUUUCUCACAAAUAAGUGGUUUAUACUUGAAUGAUUUACAAUAUGACAGACUUUAUACAUGAAUAAUCUAAAACUAACAAAUUUUUACAUGACUAGUGUGAUGAAAUGGCUUUAUACAUAAAUGGGUUACGCCUGAGAAGUUUAAUACCCAUGUAGUUUACACAAGAGCAAAUGAAAUGUGAGUGGGUUACACUGACAUGAUCAGCAGUUGGGCAUUAAGUUAUAAGUGGGUUUAAAAUACCAGAGGAGAUUUCAGAUAAAUAGGUUACAUGUAAGUGUUUUCAAAAAGCAGUACGUGUUAGUGAUUUGCAAAUAAUACAACAUAUUGUGUGUGUUUCACUAGAGCAAGUCAGAAAUACUUACAUUUGAUACUGUGCCUUCUGUAUUAACAUGUCUUGCUUUGACCAUGUAAUACAACCAUUAUUAAUCAAGUUAAAGUUUGUGUUGACUUGAAAGAAAAUUACAGGUUUAAAAAAAGGGCGAGAAAAAAAUGUUUUAAAUGGGUUUAAAAUGAUUUAGGGGUUAUUGUAGUAUUGGUACAACUGGGUUUAUAGCAAAAGUUAUGAUCUCAAGUGCUUGUCAUCUUAAUUUGUAAGUAAUGUUUGUUACCUGUGUAUAUCUGUGAUACCAACAGCUAUUGGUGGUUAUUAUUUGUCAGAUGAACUGUUAUGGAGUUGUGAGUAAAAAAAGCUUUUUAUAAAAAUAUUUUAACUGAAGUGUGAAUAUAUGAAGACAUAGAUAACUAAAAUCCUUGAUAUAUUUGAUGCAAUCAUUUAUUUUAGAAGGAACUUUUAUAAUGAAUGCUGCAAUAGUGACCUAUUUUGGAAGGUCAUAUGUACAUGUAUUAGUAUAAAUGAUUUACCAGUAAAUGUUAACCAAUUUUAUCGACAUUCUUUGAAGUACGACCAGGUACGAAAUGUACAUUCUCUUAAAGCAAAAUUAAACAAUUCUUUUAAAGCACUACACUUUUGUUUAUCAUUGGAACGUGAGAUCAUCAUAACUAAAUUUCAUUAAGAGAUGCAAGAUUAUAAAGGUAAAAUUUCUGGAAACAGUGUUCAUUAUUGAAACAAUCACACAAGGUACAAAUGUAGAAAAUGAAACAGAUAUGAAAAAAUUAUAGAUAUAUACAUGUAUAUAUGACGAGCUUGUGUGCAGAAACAUUUAGGCUUUUUCAGUUGAAAAAUUCCUCAGCUUGACUUCUAAGUACAUGUAUGAUGUGAUAUAUUACACAUAUUUCUGUCAUGACUCUCUGCUUUGUCAGGUUCUCCCAGGACUUUGUCAAGAGCAUGAUAGUAAACAAUCCCACAAACUAUUUAGUUUACAGUGUAUGUUAUUCCUGAUGUUUUUGUCUUUGCUGUUGAAGCAAUGAAAAAGGUCAUAAUGCUGACCGAACAUUUUUCCAUGCCUGUCUGUUCAUGAAGGAUGAUU